Messenger RNA from Cryptosporidium muris RN66, 483 nucleotides. RefSeq lists its product as uncharacterized. The transcript has 3 exons. Bases 1 to 483 code for a protein of 160 amino acids. The record is from RefSeq and is a predicted model, not a curated record. Gene Ontology annotation, cellular component: nucleus. Gene Ontology annotation, molecular function: chromatin DNA binding; transcription coactivator activity. Lineage: Eukaryota; Apicomplexa; Conoidasida; Eucoccidiorida; Cryptosporidiidae. Gene Ontology annotation, biological process: positive regulation of DNA-templated transcription.
AUGUCUAUAAAUCCUGAAUUAAUGAGUCAUGUUGAUUCAGACCAACUUCGACCAAUACUUAAAAGUGAUGAAAGGAUUUUAUUAACACGUGGAUUUGUAAAGUUCCAACUGAAGUCAUCUAAUGAGAAAUUCCAGGGUUAUGGUAGUGUAAUUGUAACCACAAAUAGAAUUGUUUUAAUAAGAACGGGAGAUAUUGAUAAACCAUCGAAUUUCGUUUCACUAGAACUCCCUUUAUGUAAUAUUGAUAAAGUUGAAUUUCACCAACCCAUACUUUUUCCAAGUUAUAUUGAGGGUAUUGUAAAACCUACUCCAAAUGCUAUGUAUAGUCUGCCUAGUAUAAGUUCGUGGUGGAUAUCUUUUUAUAAAGGUGGCUGUUGUACGUUUAUAAAGUGUUUCUUCCGUAUAUACAGAUCUGUUGUGCAUACUCAAAAUGUCAAUGAUGCUAAAAGUAAGUCAUUAUUUGAAUUCUUAUAUUUAAAAUAA